CAUAACUCAUAUUUUAAUUGGUUUAGUCUUUGAUCACAUGAACGUCAUUGACCUAAAGUUGAAUCCAUCCUCUUUCACAUCGAAUUAAAGACUCGGGAGCAUGUAUCACCUGGCAAUUCUUGUCUAUUUCUUAUCCUUUCUCAGCUUCAUUAAUGGCGAAGUUCUGUUUAAUGAGAUGGAAAUGGGAGGCGAAAAAAGAGAUGAUAUUACAAUCAGGUACACGAUACGUAACAAUUUGGCGACACCUAAGUUUGAUUUUGAACAGAAGGUGACGUCAAAGGCGGGUCAACCAUUCAUCAGGUUCAUGGAGCAGGCGGCUGAUAACGACAAAAACUUUCAAUUUUCGUCUACAUAUUAUGCUAAACUUGGGUACUUAAUUGAAAUGUUAGGAACGAAUAGAACAAAUGUCUUUGGAUUGGCUUCCUGGCAAUUUUUAAAAGCGCCAUCGAUAGUAUUGGAUGUGGGUGUGAGCAGCUACAUUCCUCAGAACGGUGACCACCUGAUUCUUGAUUAUGUCCUAGAGGGCAAUUGCAAGAUGUGUAACCCACUGAAAUUGUAAAAACAAAUGAAUCGCAAAGAAAGCAAAGCCAUAAAAAUUUAAUAA
Saccostrea cuccullata (small rock oyster) is the source of this 604-nucleotide messenger RNA. RefSeq lists its product as uncharacterized. Lineage: Eukaryota; Metazoa; Mollusca; Bivalvia; Ostreida; Ostreidae. The coding region runs from base 101 to 559 and encodes 152 amino acids. The record is from RefSeq and is a predicted model, not a curated record. The transcript is spliced from 5 exons.